AUGUCGACCGCCCCCAAUCCCGCGGACCCAAACUCGUUCAACCACCGCUUCGUGCGGAUCCCGACGACCCAACACGUGUACCACGUCGUCGACCAAGCCCCUCUCCACCACCGCGGCGACCUCGCCGAUGCGCCGACCUUGUUGCUCUGUCAUGGCUUUCCCGAUUUGUGGUUCGGAUGGAGGUAUCGUGAGUUUGACUUCUACCUGGAUGAUGAUAACGGAGGGUGGGAGAGAGUAGAAUGUGCGGUCUGGCUGAGGUGAUUGGCUUCCCCCCGCUUGUGCUUCCCCACAUUGACACCUUGCCUCGACUCCGUCGCAACCACUACGGCGUACCGUCGCCCCACUCGCUCCAUCACAUCCGAACAGAGAUCCACGCCUUCGCCGCUCGAGGUUGGCGCGUGAUCUGCCCCUCCCAACUCGGCUACGGCCUCUCUUCCGCCCCCUCGGACCCUUCCCACUACUCGUACAAAACGGUGGCCUACGACCUGAACCUACUCUUGAACGAACUCGACGUCCCUGGACAAGUGAUCAUGCUAGGCCACGACUGGGGAGGUAUGGUCGCUUGGCGAUUCACGAAUUACUUCCCCCACCGAGUCAAGGCGAUCGCAUGCGUCUGUACGCCUUACCAAGCCCCCGCUAAUUCGAAAACGCCGAUCAUCUCGGACGAAGAAUUGAUCCGCCAGUACCGACCCAAUUUUGGCUAUCAACUCGCUUUCAAGAAGGCCGGGAUGGCGAACAAGUUGGAUCAAGUCGGUGAUGUGUUUUUGGAACCGAUGCAUUCGGCGAGGUUCAGACGUCGACCGAAGGAGGCCAAACCCGAGGGAAGCGAGAUGAGCUCUUGGGUUCAGGAUGGGAGGUUGGAGAAGAGCGUCGAGAGGCAGAUCGAACAACGUCGUCAGGGCAAAUUGCCCCAACCUGAUCCCGAACCAGUGAGUGACUCCCAAGAUACCUCUCGACUCGAUUUCAUCACCCCCCACCCCCCCCCCCCCCCCCAAGCUGAAAAUCCUGACUCCCCUAACCCCCUUCUCAGGAACUCGAUUUCUACCUCUCAACCUACUCUAAAACCGGUUUCGCCGGCCCGUUGAACUGGUACAAGACGCGUUCCAUAAACCAACUCGAAGAAGUCGCCUCGAACCUAUCCCCCACGUUCCCGCCCCACAUCCCCGCUCUCCAAUUGCCCGCAGCGUUGGACGCGGCUUUGCCUCCCGAGAUGUGUCUAGCCCCCGCCGUACUCAAGUGUUUCCCAGGGGGGAAUCUGGAAGUGAGGGUACUUCAAACGGCUGAUCAUUGGUGUUUAUCCGUAAGUGAUCGAAUUUAUUUCAUUGUAUUGGAUGAAGUAAUAAUUGAAAGCAUCCGUAAUCUAUCUCGUUGCAGGACGAGAACGAGCGCGGCAAAGUGACCGAGAUCUUGUGCGAGUGGAUCGAGAUGGUCCUCGCGGGCAAGUGGAAGCCGACGGGCAACGUCGUCUCGAACCUCUAA
Microbotryum saponariae is the source of this 1479-nucleotide messenger RNA. The record is from the annotation of a GenBank genome assembly. NCBI's taxonomy places the organism in Eukaryota, Fungi, Basidiomycota, Microbotryomycetes, Microbotryales, Microbotryaceae.